Aureobasidium melanogenum CBS 110374 is the source of this 276-nucleotide messenger RNA. Its product is annotated as tubulin binding cofactor A. The record is from RefSeq and is a predicted model, not a curated record. Gene Ontology annotation, cellular component: microtubule cytoskeleton; cytosol. Gene Ontology annotation, biological process: post-chaperonin tubulin folding pathway; tubulin complex assembly. Bases 1 to 276 code for a protein of 91 amino acids. NCBI's taxonomy places the organism in Eukaryota, Fungi, Ascomycota, Dothideomycetes, Dothideales, Saccotheciaceae. Gene Ontology annotation, molecular function: beta-tubulin binding. The transcript has 2 exons.
AUGGCUCCUCCUUCACAGCUCGCAAUCGCGACCUCAGCAGUCAACCGCCUUGUCAAGGAAGAGGCUAGCUACCACAAGGAGCUUGAACAGCAGCAAGCCCGCAUCGAAAAGCUCAAGCAGGCUGGCAGCGACGAUGAAAACGCUGAGUGGAACAUGAAGCAAGAGAACAGAGCACUCGAAGAGACCAAGGCCAUGUUCCCUCAAUUGCGCAACCGCAUCCAAGAAUCUCUGGCAAAGCUUGAACAACAACUUGUAAGUUUGAUCAACAGAUCAUGA